CCAAAUGCCUGUCGGUUAAAACCUGGAUCGAGAAAAAUAAACUUUUGCAAAGAAAAGAGGGAAUCUUGAAUCCAAGUGAGAAUGAAUUCCCUACUAAACGACUUUUUCCCAUGCCUUACUUUUGAUUCAAUGCUCAAAAUUGGGUCUUCUAUCGAUUGCCCCAUUUCUGUUUUUUACUAGCUGGCCUUUCCCAGAAAGAAAAAAAGAAAAAAAAAAAAACCUAUUCACCCUUCAGACUCGGUACAUCAAUCGUCUCCAACACCCUAGAGGCAGGUAUACGCCUGUACGGAGUACCUACCUCAUCCUUCUUAUAGCCCCGCCUUCCAUGCAGAAGAGGCGUGAGCCCCUAGGGCCCACCAUUUCAGGCGAGCUUGCUUCUGAAUCGAGCGACAACUGGCCGCCCAUCCAAAACUUGACCUCAUACAGCAAUUACCUGUUGCGGAUCGACAAAUCCGACCUCCACUCCACAAUCAACGGUCCUGGUUGAGCAAUAACAUUCAGCAUUCUAUUCUGCCUCAGAAGCUGUUCGUAUCGGAUUCAUAUCGUCUUCGCGCAAAAUGCUCUCGUAUCGUAUCUUUAACGUCCAGUCCCCCUGCUCAACUUGCAGAGAAAUUGUUCGGAUUAUAUAUUAGUCGAACUCGCAUAUUACUUGUGGAGCUUCGCUGAUAUCAUCAUGACAGCAUCUUUUGCAAAUCCCGCGCUUCUGCCGCCCUCCUUGUCCCCAGCGUGGUUCAAAACCCGAUGGUGACUGC
Messenger RNA from Pyricularia oryzae 70-15, 752 nucleotides. RefSeq lists its product as uncharacterized. NCBI's taxonomy places the organism in Eukaryota, Fungi, Ascomycota, Sordariomycetes, Magnaporthales, Pyriculariaceae. The transcript has a single exon. The coding region runs from base 326 to 487 and encodes 53 amino acids. The record is from RefSeq and is a predicted model, not a curated record.